Molecule: messenger RNA, 3270 nt
Organism: Paecilomyces variotii
Lineage: Eukaryota; Fungi; Ascomycota; Eurotiomycetes; Eurotiales; Thermoascaceae
Exons: 3
Coding region: 265-2913 (882 amino acids)
Source: RefSeq, a predicted model, not a curated record
GCUGUCCUCUGUCUUACCCCAGGCUCUGCUGUCAUUCUGUCUAGGCCCACAUUCUGCGGGUUGAUACAUCGCAUUUCUGUCGGCUCCGAAGUUUUACGAUUGCCUACAAUUACAAACAGAUGUCCUGAUGUUGGGUCAAUUCAAUCGACAAAGGUGAUAUCAGCAUCAGAUUCGGCUGCUUCCAUAAUAUAGGGUCCAUUGUCAUCCGCACGGUGGAUAGCUUCUCGCGUGUUUCACGAUUAAUAGUUAAUAUUGUUUGCUGCCAUGUUAAUGACGGCACAUCAGAACCAGAGUGCGCUUGGACGCGUCUCUGGCGGAGAUGACCAGAAUCAGGACCAGGAUGUGAUGCAGAUUUCCGUUCCGCCAUCCCCGACUCUGACCAACCCGGAUAUGAUCUUGCCCUGGGACGACACCGAGCGUCAGCAGUCGACGCCGUCUCCGCCCUUCAACCUGCCCUCCCUUGAGUCGCUCGCCAAUAUGCACUCGUCCUACGGUGGCCAAUACUUCCAGGGAGACGCCAAUCAGAAUGCGGGGGCGGACAAUUCACAGAUCGGAGUCGCCAUCUCAGUGCCCGCUCGACCAGAGAAGAAAGUGUUUCCGCGGACUAUGUGGUUGUAUGAAGGGCAUGAGCCUGGCCGGCCAUUGUCGGAGAUUGGCGAGGAGGAUGACAACUCACCACCACCGUCGAGAGGCCGGGAGGGCUAUCAUCUUACGGUACCGCAGAGCAACAGUUCCUCGAGGUCAUCUUCCGCAACUGCGCGAGACGAAAGAAGUGAAUCGCGCAGCAGUGGAUCGAGUUCGACGGUCAGCGCUGGGACACAACAGGGGAGCCGUACGGUUCCAGGCCUUCAAAACAUUCAAAGCACCGAAACCAAUGGGUCUGGUAUUCACCACAUCCAGCAGGAGAAUGGAGAAGGAGGACGCCAUGCUGAUACGGGGUCGAAGGCAGAUGAGGAAGGCAAUGGUGAUGAUGCCUCGUCUGCAAUUCUAACGAACGAGGCGGAGAGGAUCUUGGAGAACGCGAAGCGCCGAUUGUCGCUGAUGGAAGGAAACCUCACAAGAGCGCGCACUUCAAUGCGGAUGAACACUCCCGUAACGUCUUCGCCCUCUCCCUCGCCUCUGGCAGCUCCUCUCCACAUAGGAUCGCUCGAACCAGGUGGCCUAUACAGAUCGAUCUCCCGAACUGAGCCCCGUGCCUCCCUCCUGAGACCACGACCGACAUAUGAUGCUUCGCAGGAUUGGACUGGUAACUGGCACUCGCGGGUGCAGAGCGAGACGAAUCUGCCGCUACACCUGAAGGCUACUCGUCUGGAUAAGGAGCAGAGAGCCCUCCCACGUUCUCUCAGCGCAAUGGCGACUAGCAGCACGUCUGGUCACCAGGACGAGGACGAUUCCUUCUCUCAUGGCGGAUCACAGGGCCAGCUUAAUCAUAGAGCCUCGACUACUGCUUUUUACCCUACAACUUUAAACGCUCUUACAGAAGAACCCAAGAGUGCACCGAUAUCGACUGUGGGCCGGGAAUCUCCGAGAGGACUCGGAAUCUCACAGACCGAAGAGGAGGGCCCUAAAAUUACUUCUAUGGAAGAUUUUAAUACUGCCUAUCCUCCAGAGGAUCCACCGUCGCGUGCUCAGUCUCAAUUACAAGUGCGAGACCUCAAGGAUCAAAUGACAGGUCUUAAGAUCAAGAUCUCGUCCUUGAAGGUGAAGACACAGGAAGAUAACCUCCGUAGGCGCAGUCUCCAGAGUUUGCGGACUCCUAGUCCCUUGACGUCAGCAGACAAGUGGAUCACCAAUUCGAUGGAGGUGCGUGAGGCUAACAACGACUUCGAGCUCAAUGGGGGCCAUGUUCAAAACUGGAGGGAUUCCGGUAUCUCUCAGUACGAGCUACAGGAAGACUAUCGCAAUGACUCGGACAAGUCCGGCACGACUGUUGAUGGACAAGAUUCGCAGCCUGACUAUAACGAGCAGACCGAUUAUGAGGAUCAGCAGUCUAUCAUCGAGAGCCAUUAUGAAGACGCUGAAGAGGGCGAGUACGAUGAUGAGUCUUCCGAGAUUGAUCGUGACGCACUCAACGAGAUCCUGAACGAGCCGCUGGAUGAUGAUCUAGCCUCAGUCUAUGAAGAUUUUCCUGAAACGACGCCCCACGAGGAGCGCGAGGAUGCCUUCGAUUAUGAGAAUUUCUUCCUCCACAGCGCAUUGGGUAACUAUUCGCGAGCUAAGAUGCGCCGAGGAAGUAAUGGUUCACAGGCUUCCAUUGAAACGACACGGCCGGCUCCGUCUGGACACUCUGUUAGACACUCGCGCACAAAUAGCGCUGAUUCUAUAUCAACGGUGGCUACAUUUGCUACUGCAACUGAAGGGGCAAAUGCGUAUGAAGAAAGUUCUCAAGGCGAGAUUGAUAAUGCCCUUUACUGGGACAGGAAGGCCACCGAGGGUCUUCCACCGCCUGACUACUCCCCGGCUAGCAAUAUAUACGAAUAUAAUUCGAGACAAAUAACGAAUGGUUCUGAGUAUCCUGAUGAUAAUAUGGGUACUCCACGCGCGAAUCGUCUUCGACCCGACCUUCAGGAUGGCCCGAACAGAGACUACUCUUCCCACCGUAAUUCUCGAAAUAUCACCUCUCCUUUCUCCCCCGCUCGCGAUGUGGCUGGGUCUACUACCCCGACUUCGGCAUUUGUUUCUUCGCUUGUUGCAGCAUCGAGUCCGAAUCCGAAUGCAACCACACCCGGAUCCUCAUCUCUCAACAACGAUGACCUACGGCUUCUAGACCAGCUCUUUGACAGCCUUGGAAGAGUCUGCACAGAUUUGCAGACAAUCAUAGACUCGCCCGAUCCGGACCCCAAGACUGCUCGCUUGCUGAGAAGGCGUCUCGAUGCGGCGAGACGUGUGCUGGAUGGCCAGCUAGAUACUUAACCCUAUUCGGAGCCCAUCUACUUGAUCAUUUCAGGUUAUACAAUUGUUUUUAUACUAUGACUGGGAUUUAUGGGCGACGAAAUAAUGUGCGGGGCCUUGGCCUUGAUUCUCUCCGAUAUCCGUUUAAUAGCUGAGCCAGCGGUUCAUUUUAUUUUAUUUCUUUUCUUUUCACUUCUUUUAUUUUCAUUUGUUUUCUUUUUCCUUGCGAGGCUAUGGCGAAACAACUGGGCUUUCGAAGGCCGGCGGCGUGGUGCAUUCUCGAUACCCGAGUGUUUCUGACUUCACUUCUUCUGUUUCUUUAUGUCAUUUUUACCGAAUACCCAUCAAGCUGUACGUAAGUUUUAUAUUCUCUUUCAU